Molecule: messenger RNA, 1470 nt
Organism: Castor canadensis (American beaver)
Lineage: Eukaryota; Metazoa; Chordata; Mammalia; Rodentia; Castoridae
Product: cytochrome P450 2C9-like
Biological process (GO): xenobiotic metabolic process
Cellular component (GO): cytoplasm; intracellular membrane-bounded organelle
Molecular function (GO): oxidoreductase activity, acting on paired donors, with incorporation or reduction of molecular oxygen, reduced flavin or flavoprotein as one donor, and incorporation of one atom of oxygen; iron ion binding; heme binding
Source: RefSeq, a predicted model, not a curated record
AUGGAUACAGUUUCAUUACUAUUGCUAGGUCUUGCCUGUCUGCUUCUUUCCUUCUGGAGGCAGACCUCUGGGAGAGAGAAGCUUCCUCCUGGCCCAACUCCUCUCCCAAUUAUUGGAAACAUCCUUCAGAUUGAUGUUAAAGACAUUAGCAAGUCCUUAACCAAUCUCUCAAAAUUAUAUGGGCCUGUGUUCACUUUAUAUUUUGGCAUGAAACCCACUGUGGUGUUGCAUGGAUAUGAAGCAGUGAAAGAAGCUCUGAUUGAUCAUGGAGAGGAGUUCUCUGGAAGAGGCAAUUUCUCAGUAUCUGAAAGAACUGCUAAAGGCCUUGGAAUCGUUUUCAGCAAUGGAAACAAAUGGAAAGAGAUGCGUCGUUUCUCUCUCAUGACUUUGAGGAACUUCGGGAUGGGGAAGAGGAGCAUUGAGGAUCGUGUUCAAGAGGAAGCCCGCUGCCUUGUGGAGGAGUUGAAGAAAACCAAUGGCUCACCUUGUGAUCCGACCCCUGUUCUUGGCUGUGCUCCCUGCAAUGUGAUCUGCUCCAUUAUUUUCAAGAAUCGUUUUGAUUACAAAGACAAGGAUUUUCUUAACCUAAUGGAAAAAUUAAAUGAGAACAUCAAGAUUCUGAGCUCACCAUGGACUCAGAUAUACAAUACAUUCCCUGCUCUCAUUCAUUGUCUUCCAGGAAGUCAUAACACAUUAACUAAAAAUAUUGCUUAUAUAAAAAGUUAUGUUUUGGAGAAAGUAGAAGAACAUAAAAAAUUAUUGGAUGUUAAUAAUCCACAGGACUUUAUUGAUUGUUUCCUGAUAAAAAUGGAGCAGGAAAGACACAAUGAACAGUCAAUAUUUACAGAUGAAAACUUGGUAACCACUAUACUUGAUUUGUUUGGUGCUGGGACAGAGACAACAAGCACAACACUGAGAUAUGCUUUGCUGCUCCUUAUGAAGCAUCCACAUGUCACAGCCAAAAUUCAGGAAGAGAUUGACCACGUAGUCGGAAAACAAAGGAGUCCUUCCAUGCAGGACAGGAGUCACAUGCCCUACACAGAUGCUGUGUUGCAUGAGAUCCAGAGAUACAUUAACCUCCUUCCCACCAACCUGCCGCAUUCAGUGACCUGUGAUACUAAAUUCAGAAACUAUCUUAUUCCAAAGGGCACAAUCAUAUUAACAUCACUGACUUCUGUGCUUAAUGACAACAAGGAAUUCCCCAACCCAGACAUGUUUGACCCUGGUCACUUUCUGGAUGAGAGUGGCAACUUCAAGAAAAGUGACUAUUUCAUGCCUUUCUCAUCAGGAAAACGGAUUUGUGUGGGAGAGGGUCUGGCCCGGAUGGAAUUGUUUUUAUUCCUGACCACCAUUUUACAGAACUUUAACCUGAAAUCUCUGGUUGACCCAAAGAACCUCAACACCAACCCAGUUGCUAAUGGGAUGGUUUCUUUGCCACCUCAAUACCAGCUCUAUUUCAUUCCUGUCUGA